AUGUGGGAAACACCAGUCAUAGAACUCGAUCAUGGCUUCGAGGGUUCCCCUGGCAUUUUCACUGUUGGAGCUAAAAGCUAUGCCACCCAGUCUCAUAAGGAUUGGGCCAUCAAAAGAUACAAUAGAAGCAACAACAACAACAAUAAUAAUAAUAAUAAUGAUAAUAAUAAUAAUGAUGAUAAUAAUAAUGAUGAUAAUAAUAAUGAUAAUAAUAAUAAUGAUAAUAAUAAUAAUGAUAAUAAUAAUAAUGAUAAUAAUAAUAAUGAUAAUAAUGAUAAUAAUAUCAAUAAAGGUAUUUCCGGGAAUCAUGGUGCCUUUUUGUGA
Lobosporangium transversale is the source of this 324-nucleotide messenger RNA. RefSeq lists its product as hypothetical. The transcript has 3 exons. The record is from RefSeq and is a predicted model, not a curated record. NCBI's taxonomy places the organism in Eukaryota, Fungi, Mortierellomycota, Mortierellomycetes, Mortierellales, Mortierellaceae. Bases 1 to 324 code for a protein of 107 amino acids.